Messenger RNA from Venturia canescens, 1952 nucleotides. RefSeq names its product Actin-related protein 1 (gene Arp1). NCBI's taxonomy places the organism in Eukaryota, Metazoa, Arthropoda, Insecta, Hymenoptera, Ichneumonidae. The coding region runs from base 150 to 1280 and encodes 376 amino acids. The transcript is spliced from 7 exons. The record is from RefSeq and is a predicted model, not a curated record.
CAAGGAUUCAGGGCUGUGAAAGAAGGUGUGGAGGUGUGUGGGACUCGAUCGAGACUCAUUCGGGGCAAACUGUAUAUGAAACUGAAAAUUCUGAAUUAGGAAGUAGAGCCCUGAUAGAUUAGAGCCAAACCUUAUAUCACGACGAAAAAAUGGAACCGUACGACGUUAUUGUGAAUCAGCCCGUGGUUAUCGAUAACGGUUCUGGCGUGAUAAAAGCAGGAUUCGCGGGCGAUCAAAUACCAAAAUGUAGAUUUCCUAAUUACAUCGGCAGGCCGAAGCAUGUGCGUGUCAUGGCCGGUGCUUUGGAAGGAGACCUGUUUGUUGGUCCAAUAGCGGAAGAACAUCGUGGUCUCCUCUCUCUUCGUUAUCCCAUGGAGCACGGCAUAGUUACAGACUGGAAUGACAUGGAAAGAAUCUGGAACUACGUUUACGGCAAAGACCAACUUGCAACUUUUUGCGAGGAACAUCCUGUUUUACUAACAGAAGCACCUCUCAAUCCAAGAAAGAACAGAGAAAAAGCGGCUGAAAUAUUCUUCGAAUCUUUGAACGUACCUGCACUCUUUGUUUCCAUGCAAGCUGUUCUUAGUCUAUACGCUACAGGUAGAACAACGGGAGUAGUUCUCGACUCAGGUGACGGUGUUACGCACGCAGUACCAAUUUACGAGGGAUUCGCCAUGCCUCACAGUAUUAUGAGGGUGGACAUCGCGGGUCGUGAUGUCACGAGAUAUUUAAGGUUGUUACUACGCAAAGAGGGUAUCAACUUCAAAACGACUGCCGAAUUUGAGAUCGUGAGGACGAUUAAAGAAAGAUCCUGCUAUCUCGCUAGCAAUCCACAAAAAGAGGAAACUAUUGACACGGACAAGUUUCAAUAUACGUUACCCGAUGGCAGUUGUCUUGAGAUCGGCCCGGCGAGAUUCCGAGCUCCCGAAGUUCUCUUUAGACCCGAUCUCAUUGGCGAGGAAUGUGAGGGACUGCACGAGGUACUUAUGUACUCGAUCCAAAAAUCGGAUUUGGAUUUGAGGAAAGUGCUUUUCCAGAACAUCGUGUUGUCCGGUGGCUCUACGUUGUUCCGAGGCUUUGGCGAUAGGCUGCUCUCUGAAAUUUGUAAAAUGUUAGCAAAGGAUAUAAAGAUAAGGAUAUCAGCGCCACAAGAACGACUCUACAGCACUUGGAUCGGUGGUUCGAUCCUCGCUUCGUUAGAUACGUUCAAAAAGAUGUGGGUCAGCAAACGAGAAUACGACGAGGACGGUACCAGAGCGAUACAUCGCAAAACUUUCUGAACAAAAUACUAAUAUAUCGCCAAAAAAUUGAAAUAUAACGCAUAACUUUUAUCAAGAACCGAAAGAAUAAUGCUCGGCACAACACUCGCACUUAAUCGUGUUUAACUAUACACACAUGAAGACUCAAACACACAGACAUACACAAAAAAAACAAAGAAACACAAAGCUUUUUUCGCCCCAACGAAAAAUUUUUACAAAUGAUUUUCCGUGCGUUCGAAUAAUUCCGAGGGAUCGUGAAUACAUAAUAGAACACCGACGAAUACUUUGUAAUAUUUUUGGUUCUUUAUUUUGAACUGAAAAAAUCACCCACUAAACUGACUAGUGCAGCUCUGAUCCCUUGAAAAUAUUUUUCAGUGAUUUUUAAGAUUAUUUAGACAUAUUACGGCAUAGUGCGAUAAUUAAUUUAAUUUACAAACUGAACUGUCUAUUUAUGUUCUUUUUUUGUACUUUUUAAUCUGUAACAGCGUAUUGUCUAGUUUGAAUGAAAAACAAAUUGCAUCCCUUUGGAAUAUGAAACAAAAUAUGUUAAAAUGUUUCUUUACGCGUUAAUUAAAUUUGCAGCAGACACGGAAUUGUAGGGCAACCCUUCCAGUGCAGUAUAUAGUAAUUUUGCAAAGUAUUUGUAAAUAUGUAUGCUUUCGUAAAAAUAAAUCAUCGCAAUUCUGAUAGUUA